AUGUCGGAGGACCAUGAUCGCAAAAGAUCUUUAGAAGAACUACAGGAGAGUAAUCAGGUUCUAGGACUGGCCGUGCAACGAACGAGGUUAGCCGUCAAAAGACUAAGGCUGGAGUAUGGUGCGCUGUUGGAGCGCCUCGAAAGUCGGAUAGAUAAAGACCCAGAAUUGUCCUAUGAGGAUCCGCUACCAUCGCUAGAGAGUUUCAGGACGCAGAUUUUAGAGGACACGCCUAAAUCGAAGACGAAGAGGAAAAAGGGAAAGGAAAGAGACCCAAACUUGCCCAAGAGGCCGACAAACGCCUAUCUGCUGUUCUGCGAGAUGAACAAAGAAUCAAUGAAACAAAAUUCCGGACCAAACGAUGUUUCUAAGGCUUUGACAGAUGCAUGGAAGGCACUGGAUGAGAAUGGAAGAAAACCUUAUUACAAGCUAUACAGCGAAGACCGUGAGCGGUAUCAGAGGGAAAUGAAAGCGUAUGCCAAAAACAAGACCACGAACGAGAAGCAGCCGAAGAAGGAAGAGGACGAUGAUGAUGAAGAGGAGGUAGACGACGAUGACGACACGGAUGGAACUCAGCCUGACGUCGAAGCGUCAGUCGACAUACCCAUAAGGUAA
Lachancea meyersii CBS 8951 is the source of this 612-nucleotide messenger RNA. The record is from the annotation of a GenBank genome assembly. NCBI's taxonomy places the organism in Eukaryota, Fungi, Ascomycota, Saccharomycetes, Saccharomycetales, Saccharomycetaceae.